CCCCACCAUUCCUUCUUUUCCUCGCCCCACCCCUUUCCCCGCUACGGGUCGCGGUUGGGGGCGUCCGGGGCGACACGGCUCCCCCUCCCCUUCUCCCUCUUCCUCCCCCCUCCUGGCCCCCUCCUCAGCGCUUCGGUCCAAGAUGGCGGCGCUGAGCAGCAGCGGCAGCGCCGAGGGGGCCUCGCUCUUCAACGGGGACAUGGAGCCUGAGCCGCCUCCGCCCGGGGCCUGCUACGCGGGGGGCAGCGGCAGCGCCGGGGGAGACUCCGCCAUUCCUGAGGAGGUAUGGAAUAUCAAACAGAUGAUUAAAUUAACACAAGAACACAUAGAGGCCCUGCUGGACAAGUUUGGGGGAGAGCACAAUCCACCAUCCAUAUAUUUGGAGGCCUAUGAGGAAUACACCAGCAAGUUAGAUGCACUGCAGCAGAGGGAGCAGCAGCUAUUGGAAUCCAUGGGGAAUGGAACUGAUUUCUCUGUCUCCAGUUCUGCUUCAACAGACACGGUUACGUCAUCAUCAUCCUCUAGUCUCUCUGUUGCACCUUCAUCCCUCUCAGUUUAUCAGAACCCUACAGAUUUGUCACGGAAUAACCCUAAAUCUCCACAGAAGCCUACUGUUAGAGUCUUCCUACCCAACAAACAGAGGACAGUGGUUCCAGCAAGAUGUGGAGUCACUGUCCGGGAGAGUUUAAAGAAAGCUUUGAUGAUGCGAGGUCUUAUCCCGGAAUGCUGUGCUGUUUACCGAAUACAGGAUGGGGAGAAGAAGCCAAUUGGUUGGGACACUGACAUUUCCUGGCUGACGGGAGAAGAACUGCAUGUGGAAGUUUUAGAGAAUGUGCCUCUUACAACACACAACUUUGUACGGAAAACGUUCUUCACUUUAGCGUUCUGCGACUUCUGUCGAAAGCUGCUUUUCCAGGGAUUCCGUUGUCAGACUUGUGGGUACAAAUUUCACCAGCGUUGUAGUACGGAGGUGCCAUUGAUGUGCGUGAAUUAUGAUCAGCUUGAUUUGCUGUUUGUCUCCAAGUUCUUUGAACACCACCCAAUACCACAGGAGGAGGCCUCCUUAGGAGAGACAACCAUAGCAUCUGGAUCAUACCCUUCAAUGCCCCCCUCAUAUUCACCUGGACCGCCAAUUCUCCCUAGUCCUUCUCCUUCAAAAUCCAUUCCAAUACCCCAGCCUUUCCGACCAGCAGACGAAGACCAUCGGAAUCAGUUUGGUCAACGAGAUCGUUCCUCAUCUGCGCCCAACGUGCACAUCAAUACAAUAGAGCCUGUCAACAUUGAUGACUUGAUUAGAGAUCAAGGGUUGCGAGGAGAGGGAGCCCCUAUGAACCAGCUGAUGCGCUGCCUUCGGAAAUACCAAUCCCGGACUCCCAGUCCCCUCCUCCAUUCUGUCCCCAGUGAGAUAGUGUUUGAUUUUGAGCCUGGCCCAGUGUUCAGAGGCUCAACCACGGGUUUGUCUGCCACACCACCUGCCUCCUUACCUGGCUCCCUCACCAAUGUGAAAGCAUUACAGAAAUCCCCAGGCCCUCAGCGCGAGAGGAAGUCCUCAUCGUCUUCGGAAGACCGGACCAGAAUGCAGAAAACUCUUGGUCGACGAGACUCAAGUGAUGACUGGGAGAUCCCAGACGGCCAGAUCACUGUUGGACAAAGAAUAGGCUCUGGAUCAUUUGGGACAGUCUUUAAGGGAAAAUGGCAUGGUGAUGUUGCGGUGAAAAUGUUGAAUGUUACAGCCCCCACCCCUCAGCAGCUACAGGCGUUUAAAAAUGAAGUAGGAGUGCUCAGGAAAACACGACAUGUGAAUAUAUUACUUUUCAUGGGCUAUUCAACAAAGCCACAGCUGGCUAUAGUUACGCAGUGGUGCGAGGGCUCCAGCCUUUACCACCAUCUACACAUCAUUGAGACCAAAUUUGAGAUGAUCAAGCUGAUUGAUAUUGCACGGCAGACAGCGCAAGGAAUGGAUUAUUUGCACGCCAAGUCUAUCAUCCACAGAGACCUCAAGAGUAAUAAUAUAUUUCUUCAUGAAGACCUCACAGUAAAAAUAGGUGACUUUGGUCUAGCAACAGUGAAAUCACGAUGGAGCGGGUCCCAUCAAUUCGAACAGUUGUCUGGAUCAAUUCUCUGGAUGGCACCAGAGGUAAUUAGGAUGCAGGAUAAAAACCCAUAUAGCUUCCAGUCAGAUGUAUAUGCAUUUGGGAUUGUUCUUUAUGAGCUGAUGACUGGGCAGCUACCAUAUUCUAACAUCAACAACAGGGACCAGAUCAUUUUUAUGGUGGGCCGAGGGUACCUCUCUCCAGAUCUCAGCAAAGUGCGGAGCAAUUGCCCCAAAGCCAUGAAGAGGCUAAUGGCUGAAUGCUUGAAAAAGAAGAGGGAUGAACGGCCCCUCUUCCCACAGAUCCUUGCCUCUAUUGAGCUUCUGGCCCGGUCUUUGCCAAAAAUUCACCGCAGUGCAUCUGAGCCGUCCUUGAACCGGGCUGGUUUCCAGACAGAGGAUUUUAGCCUGUAUGCUUGCGCUUCUCCAAAAACACCAAUCCAGGCAGGGGGAUACGGCGAAUUUGCAGCGUUCAAGUAGCCACAGCAACAUUGGCAGCAAAUCCACUCUCUUAUUUUUAAAGUCUUGUGUUCCUACAGUUUCUUUUUUAUAACAUCCGGACUCUGUCCUGUCCCUCCAAACAAAGCAAUUUAGAGAAAAGAGAUCCGUACACAUAAAAGAGCGGAAUGGAGCUCCCAGUCCAACUUUUGGUGGGAGGGGAAAGUCUCUUGUUAGGAACCAGAAUCUCUCUGCUGCCUGUGUGCUCACCUGCACCCUUAACGCCAUGUGCAUUCGGAGACCCCGAGUGGCUACCUGUACCUUUGGCAUCAUUCCCAGGAGAGAGGAGGGCCCACGCUUUGACUUUCUGGUGCUCUGGCAUGAUGAGACUGGAACUCCCGCUGCAUCAUAGGCUUGGGAUGGUCUGCUGGUCGGCUUUCUCCCUCUAACAACGAAUCAUCAGAGGCUGAACAUCUGAUGAGACAGAGCUAAUCAAAUCAAUCAUCCUCCGGUCUGAUUUUAUUUUGUGUGUAUGUGCGUAUGUGUGUAUUUCUCCUGGUGUCCUAACUGAUCAAUGGGAUAAAUGCAGCAUCUCUUUUCCGGCUGAAUGUGAGCAUCAGCUCUUUCAAUUUUAAAAAACAAAACAGAAAACCUUGACCAAAAUGGAGGAUAGUUGGAAGAGGGACUUUGAGAAAGACAUUUAAUUUGAAGGGAAAGGAAAUGCUGCACCUUCUCUUUCCAGAAUUGCUUUUUAUUCCCUCUCCAGAGCCACCCUUUCCCCACCCACCACCCAUCUUUCCUUUUUUUUGUACACUUUUCCAAAAGGGUUGGGAGGCUCUCUGCGUCGGUCCAGCAAAAGACAAAACAUUUUUACAAAAGUGUAGCAGAGUUCUCAGUGUGUGGCUUCUUUUCAUUUUGUGUUGAUAUCAUUUGAUUCUGUAUGUUUUGUGUGUGAACUUUUUGGGGAUGCCCAGAAAGUCUAGUACAGACUAUGAAUAACCAGUGUACCUGUUUUAAAAGGUGCAAGAUAAUGUCAGCUACCUAAUGUUUCAUAAACAGAAGUUCUCAGGUUGAAUUGAAUAUGUUUUAAAAAGAAAAGCCAGCCACAACCCCCCCCCCCGCCCCCUAAGAAUUAGACAUUCCAAAAAAUGUGCUUUGGUACUUUUAAAAACAGAACUUUUAAUCAUGUUAACUCAGCAAACUGUGUGUGCGUAUGUGUGUGACUGUGCAGUAACUUGUCUUUAGUGGCAAUUUGCUGUUUUUUGUUAAGAAAUGGUACUUGCUGGAUCAACACUGGUUUCUUCUCUCACCGUUUUCCUAUCCUCAACUUUUUCCAUGUAACUCCUUUCUUGCCCUAUAUUUUGUAUUCGUGGCUUAAAGAUGGUGGUGGUUGCAUUUUUGCUUUCUCUUUUUGCCUUGCCCGUAAUCCUAAUUUGCGAAAUAGUUCCAGGUUCUUAUUUUUAUGCAGUCAGGUUAAAGCAAAACAAAAACAGAUUAGCUCUCAUGGAAUCAUUAUGAUAUCAGCAGAAUUCUCCACUGUGGUGAUUAGUAUAGCAGGGAUUUGAUUUCUUUUUGUAAAGAAGCAGGUUAGAUGCACCAGAAGGAAACUCAGUGUCCACAGAAGCCUUGUGGUUUAGUGCAUUUCUGCUCUGAUCUGAUAGGUAUGAGGCUAAAAAAAAACCCACCCCUUUAUUAGAGGUUUCUAUUGGAUCAGAUCAGGUCGCUUAGUAAGAGAGGCCAGAAUUCAAAGUUUACUCAGUGUUGUUGAUAAAUACUGCGGCUCUGUUACUAGGAAAACUAAGGGAAAAGAGAUGGUCUUUCUAGCAAAAGAAAAAUAAGUUUUUUUUUUUGUUCUGUUUUUGUGUGAAAAGGAAGCUUAACGUGUCAUGGACCAUAUUUUCUAAAAUCUUGUAUGCUUUAUUGUAUAUUUUAAAUGUAGUUGAAAUCUUUACCAUAGAACCAGGGUACUUACAAAAAUUGGAGCAAAAUAUGUAAUUGAAAUACUGUAUAGCCAAGCACUAGCAGGGUACCGCUAAUGCUGAAGUUGCUGGACACGAUUAAUGAGGGUGGGGAGCGUUCUCUACAUAAAUGCCACUGAAGUGAAUAGUUGCACAAGGUUAUGGAUGUGUUUUUGGAUAGUUCCUCUUCACUUUGGCGGCUCCAGUAGAUUUGCAUGCAAUAAUGAGAGCAAAGCAAUUUGUGUCGGCUCACAAAGAGUGUGCUGGAUGCAUUAUAAAUCUAAACAAGAAAAGCACAACUUUCCCUUGUUGUUUUGGUGGUGGUCCACAAAUUUGGCUAAAACAGUGUUUUGUAAACUUUUUUAAUAUGGACCCUCCUUCCAAACUUAAACUGUCUUCUUACCACCACCACCCUGAAACCCAGCAACAAUAAUCUGUUCCAGAGGUAAGCAUAUGGAAAUCCUUGCAUUUGCUCAUGUGUGUGCAAUGUGCAGAGGCUUGUGGUUUGGGCUACUAAGCCCAACACUGGGCAUUAAAAGGAGAAGCGAGCAGGAGGUCUCAAAUACCCUCUUAAAACCGUGCAAGGGAAUCAUAAAAAAGUGGUUGUUUCUUGUGAUAAAGCAGUGAGAGUGCAAUAAUCUCUAAAUCUAACAUGGAUCAAUGUGGAUCCUCUGACAGGGAGCAUUCAGUCCUUCCGCAUCUUGACUGGGGUGGAGAUGGGAGGAAGAUGCCACCUGAUUCAGGAUUCAUCCCUUCCUUUCUCUAGGUGCCCUCCCAUCCCACAGUUUAUGAACCAUUGGGCUGGGUUGGAGGGGUUGUUAUCCAUUAUUGACACAAACAAAAGCAGCAGUGAUACCUCCACGCCAAGAAGCGAGCAAGGCCUGCAUAGGUCCAGGAUGGUAAUUCUAGAACAGCCUUAUGUUACGCACUACAGCAUUAUGUCAGUUGAUAAAGGCAAUAGGCAAUUUGUAAAAAUUCUCAUUUUGAUGAAAUACUACUUCCAAGGAACUAAGCUCCAGAUGAUCAUUUUCGUCUUCACUUUUGCUUCCAGGUAUUUGGUUCCAGAGAUUCUAUCCAUCUGCCUGCAAAUCUAGCACCAGGGAUUUUGAAAGCAGAUUUUAAAGGCCAGGAAGGGCUUUAGGAACUGGCUUAAGCCCUGUGCAGACAUUCAUUGUAUUCAAGGAAGGGAAACCAUGAUUGCUCUGGCUGGCCCUGUCCGUCUGCACAUCCAGCAUCUGCAUGUUGGAGGAGCCACCACACAUCUCUCCCAGUGCACGUUUGCUCCAAUCAGUCGAUGCAUGUACUGCAGACUUGCAGUGCCUCCAUGCACUGAGCCCCUGAACACACACUGUGAUCGGUUUGCGGCCAUCUGGUACAAUCACAAUCUGCAGAUGUACACCUACAGUGAAUGUCUGCAUAGGACUUCAGUUCCCAUAUUGUUGGCUGUAGAAUUUUUCUUCAUUAGAGAAACAUAUAUUAGUUGAGUGCUAACAGCAGCAUCAUGGGAGAAAUGGCCCCUUUAGAGGUAUUGGGGUCACAAGAGGAAAGGAUGUGGGUUGCCAUCUAAAUGAGUGGUCCCUGCUGGCUCGCUGUGCAUAACUUUCUGUUGCCACCAAUGUACAAGUAGCCUAGAUCAGGGUUGGAAAACUCCCAAGCAUCUGGUCAACUAGGCUUCUCGAUGCUGAUGCCUCAGCCCUGGCCUAGGCAAAACCUUGGCACCCUCGCCCCAUAACCUUGCAGCCUGCUGUUGGCCCUCCUGCCUAGCCUGAUAUACUUGUUGAGCAUGUGACAUCUUUUUAUGGCAGCAACAACCAGCCAAUCUUUGGGUGUCCCUGAGUUUUCACUCCCCUUUGCCCAUCUGAAUGACCCCUUAGCUCUUUGAGUAUUGACCGCUGCUGGUCGCUUCCCUUCACCUUACAGCUGGUCUACCUCUUGCUGCGGCUGCUUCUACUACUGCUAUUUGGAACCUUUGUUACCAUGUCUUGUAGGAUCAGCUCCUCCAUUCUUCCUUCAUCAUUGCUGUUACUUAGCAGCAGCAGGCAGUGCCCUAAAAGAUGGUGAAGAAAAAAAGCCUCCGCACUGUUCUUCAAAGAGGCCGCCCUUCUCGGGCACACCAAUGCUAAGGCCAGCACUGCUUCGAUCAUUUUUAUUUUAUUUUUUUAGAAUUUACUCAGUGCAAAUUCCACUGUGCCCUAUUUUUACCUGAGCUAAGUAUCUGCCUAGUUCAUUUGAAAUACUAGAUAAAAAUCCAUGCUUUCUUUAUAGUAUAGUUCUGUUAAGACUAACAGGAAUGAUCUAUUUGUAUCCUGGCUUGAAUUUAUUAGGCAGGGUUCAUUAUUUCAAUACUUCAUUAUUCUGCAGUAAGUUGGGUUGUUUUUUUUAAAUCUGCAAGUAAAACUCUAGGAAAAGUUUCUAGUUCACACAAAGCACUUUAUCAUGAACAGCACAUGCUUUGGUUUCUUCUCUUCCAUCUAAGCCUAGUACUAUAAUUUGGUUGCUGUUUCAAUGGGAUGUUUCUGUUAAUCUUUAUUACUUUCUGCUUUUUUUCUCUCCUUCUUGCUGUUAUUCCUGAGCCCCAAAGAUCUUUUCCUAGAUGGACAAAACAAACAAC
Messenger RNA from Elgaria multicarinata webbii, 7099 nucleotides. RefSeq names its product B-Raf proto-oncogene, serine/threonine kinase (gene BRAF). The transcript is spliced from 20 exons. Lineage: Eukaryota; Metazoa; Chordata; Lepidosauria; Squamata; Anguidae. Gene Ontology annotation, molecular function: ATP binding; protein kinase activity. The record is from RefSeq and is a predicted model, not a curated record. Gene Ontology annotation, biological process: Ras protein signal transduction; protein phosphorylation. The coding region runs from base 143 to 2572 and encodes 809 amino acids. Gene Ontology annotation, cellular component: cytoplasm.